This is a messenger RNA of Pelagomonas calceolata, 1365 nucleotides long. The record is from the annotation of a GenBank genome assembly. NCBI's taxonomy places the organism in Eukaryota, Pelagophyceae, Pelagomonadales, Pelagomonadaceae.
AUGGCAUUAUACUGCGGCCCGCACGCAUGUUUCGAUUGCGGCUCGCGCCUCGUGUCGCUCUGCAAGCUCGUGCGCUACCGACACGGGGCGCGGCGACUAAAGCGAAGGGAGUUCGCGGCGCUGCGGGGCCGCGUCGGGCUCGUGUCGUUCCCGCGCUCCGGCUCGACGUUAAUGCGCCUCCUACUUGAACAACGCACGGGCCUCUGCACGGGCUCGGAUGGCUCGCUCGCUUGGCCCUUGGUCUUCAGACUCCGCGCGGUCGGACUGAGAGGCGAGGGGCGCGUCGACUGCUGGUGCAUCAAGUCGCAUUGGCCCGAGAGGCGAGGACGGCAUUUGCGCGUUGCCGCGGCCGUCGUCGUGGCGCGCAACCCCUUCGACGCCAUCGAGAGUAUGUGGCACUUUCUCGCGACGCGCUCCCACGAGCGGACGAGCCGCCGACGCGAGCCUGCCAGCUGGGACGCGCACGUGCGGGGACAUGCGCGGUCCUGGGCCGCGUUCCACGACCACUGGCUCGCCGCCGGUGCGGACGUUGUUCGGUUCGAGGAUAUUGUUGCGGCUGGCGAGGCCCGUGACGCCGCCGUCGAGCGCGUCGCAGCUCUCGGUUUGGCACUCGGCGCUCCGAUCCCGCAAAAAGCCGCGAUGCGCCCGACGGCCCUCGCGCGCGCGAGGCGCUCGGGCCGCGUCGGCGCGGGCCUCGCGAAUUUCUCGGCGGACCAGCGCGCCUUCGUCCUCGCGACGUGCGGAGAAAGCAUGCGAGCCCUCGGCUACGAUGAUUCGGGCGCGGCGACGGCCGAGCCGCGCCGCCCGGCGAAAGCUCGCCUUCCUGGCGACGGCAUCGCCCUCAGCGCACACUAGUUAGUCUCCAAGUUUGUAUCUAUCCUCCCUCAGUGCGCCGUCGACGCCGCCCCCAAACAAGCGAAAUGAACACUCCGUAUGUUAGGAAGGGGAUGGGGAAAGGGAACGGAGCGGCGCCUAGUCCUUCGACGCCUUCAGGCCCAGCGCCUGCUCGGCCUCGUCCAUCGUCGCCGAGUCGCGGUUCGUCACCGUGAGCCGGCGUCGCAGGCCAACGCCACCAACGGUCCAUCCCGCGGCGCGAGCGACGCGUCGUCGGCCUGGGAGACCGUGGAGCCGACGCCGAAGCCGCGCAAUGCCCGCGAGGCGAGCGCGAGCAAGCGCGUGCCGCGAACCGUGGACGAAGAGGACUCGUGGGAGGCGUCGCCCCAGCAUCCGGGCGACCGCCACCGGCGGCGCCGGAGCGUAUCUCAAGCCGUCACGCAGGCGCGCUGGGCCUCGCCGGCGUCGGACCUCACGGACUCGCCGAGCGCCGCCUGGUCGGGCACGCAUAUGAACGAGUAAACACAAUAC